This is a messenger RNA of Caenorhabditis angaria, 2728 nucleotides long. The record is from the annotation of a GenBank genome assembly. Lineage: Eukaryota; Metazoa; Nematoda; Chromadorea; Rhabditida; Rhabditidae.
AUGAGCAAUGUGAUCGAACAAUUGAAAAAUAUGAUUGAAAAUGGAGAUGUGGAUGGAAAUCAAAUUUGUCAAGAAUAUUCUUCGAAUCCUUUACGACCAUUGCUAGAUGAUAUUUUGAAUGAAAGAAAAAAUAUUUCGCGUAAGUCCGAAGGAAUCUUGAAUUUUUAGAAAGUAAAUUAUCUUUCUAGAACCUUCCAGAGGGUACCCUAAACAUUCAGAAAUAAAAAAAAACAAAAAAUAAAUUCAAAAUUCAGGAAGACAACUGAACAUUGGAGCAAAUCAUCUAGAAAUGGAAGAAGGAUCUGCAGAAAUAGAGCGAAUUCUGGUGAGUUACGCUGUGUAGCAAAAAAUGAGUGGGUUCAGGAUUACAACUAGAGAAAAAAAGUGAUAUCAUGUGAUGAUAUUCAAAUUUCGGCUAAUUUGAUUUUUCCCAGAGACAACUCACAUUUCCCAAAUUCCCAGUGGCCGUAAUUAACGAACAGCAACACGAAAAUGAUGGAGAUUUAGAGAGACAAUAUUAUGAGGAUAUAGCGAAAAUAAAAACAGAGUUGGAAAACAAAGAAUGCGGCUUGAGACAAGUUGGUUUUGAAACAUUUCAGAUUCAGCUGCAAAUCAGCUCAGCUCAUAUUCGGCUCAAAAAAAAGCAGCUGAAAAUCAAGCUAUACACAAAAAUAUAUCUAUAAUUUUAAAGGAUCAUCAGCGAGCUUUGGCGCAAAUACAUUUGGUUUUACAAGGGCAGAAGAACUAUAGGCCGAUUGAUGAAAGAGUAGGUGUACCUUGGAAAACUAAUAAAAAAUACAUUAUCGUUAAAUCUUAUGGGCUUUUUCUUUUAUUUUUUCUUGGAACCUAUUUCUCAUCUGUUUCAGCAGGUGAUUUGAAAUGGAAUUUUAGAAGUAUGUAGUUGAGUGUGAAGCCUGGGUAGCUGAGAAGUUCAAAAAUCUUUCUUAAAUCUCGUGAAGCUUUCUGAAGCCUUCUGAAGCUCUCCAAAACCCUACGAAAAAUACAUAAUCGUAAAAUCUAAUGGUUAUUUCUUAUUUCAUUUUUCUUGGAACCAGGUGAUUCAAAAGAGCAUAAAAAUGUAGUAACCUUUUCAGAACUACAUAAAAAUCACAUAAAAAAAGCACUUUUCCAUUUUUUUUUCAUGUUUCAGAAAAAAAAAUGAAAAUCUACUAAAGUGCAUUUCAAUGAUGUAACCUUGACUCAGCUGGGCUAAUUGAUUGUAAUCAUAACACAACAUCAUCAUUAUCAUUUAUUUUGACAUUACUAUAAUUUAGCCCACUCAAAAAAGUCAGCUCAAAAGAUGAUGAUGAACUUUUCCAAGGAAAAGAAGAAGAAGAGGAAGACUCAUCGUUCCAAAAAUAACAAUAUUCACCAUUUUCAAAAUAGAUUAUCCCAGUUUAACAUUUGUAGUAUGAAAUUCCGGGGAUUGAACUUCAAAAGAUCUUUGACAAUUUUGCUCUGAUUUCAGGAUAUGAUUAAUGCUCAAGAUGGGAUAAAUCGACGGUUUGAGAAAACGAGACAAACUGUUAGGGGUGAAGCUGCGACGAAGAUUUUGAUGCUUAGACGAGAUAUUGAGCAAAUGUGGUAUGAAUAUGGGUUUAGAAGCUCUUUAGGCGCGGCUACUUGACAUCAAGGAGCGGGUGCUUGACGAUUAGGCUCUCUAGGAAUGGCUGCUUGACAGCUUCACUGACUAGACUGCCUCAAACCAAAUAUUUUCAGCCGAAAGCGCAAAAAUUUCGACAAACAAACGACUGAAAUUCUCCAAAGAUGGUUCAACGAACACAUCUCACACCCAUAUCCAACAGACAAAGAAAAAGAAGAUUUGGCAAAACAAUGCGGAAUCAAAUUAUCGCAAGUAAGCUAGCUAAUGAAUGAAAAAAAACGUGAAAUUUUGGAAAAUUUCAAAAAAAGUGCAUAGCAAUUAUACCUCAAAAAUGUCAUGACCUUUUUUAUUUUGCGGUGUUGUUCAAAAAGCUACUCUUUCUCUAAUAACAGAUGAUUAUUAUCAAACUAGAAAUUAUAUAUUAUUUUGUUGUUAUUGAAAAUGCAUAAGUAGCCAAAAAACAAAAAUCGGCUAAUAUGAUGUUAGAGAAUAGAGUACAUUGAGAUUUGAUAACUAGACUCUUUUUUCCCAGGUGAAUAAUUGGUUUGGCAAUCAACGAAUUCGGACAAAGAAUCAGCAUAAGAAGGAUGAACCUUCAACUUCUAAUUCAGAUUUGACAGUUUAUGCGAAUCCAUUCACUAACUUUGCACCACCUCAGGUAAGCCUUUGUCUUCUGAAGCCUGGACCCAAAACUCAAAACAUAUUUCCUAAUUUUUGCUCUUUUUUGCUCAUUGUUAUUCUGAACUCUUUUGCUCUCAAAACUGAAUUUUGAUGUUUUAUCUAUCUAAUUUACGUGCAGAUACAUCGUUUCAAAAUUCGUUCGAAUACAAAAAAAUUAUGUACAAUGUAGCCGCAGAACUGUUCAAUGAUUUUUGAAUUUUUCAAUAUUUAGUUGAUAAAUUUUUUAAGGGAAAGACGGCUUUAGAAGGUUUCAAAAGACAUUGGAAGGUUUCAGAAAGCAUUAGGGAGCUUCAGAAAGCAUCAUAAGGCUUUAUAUAGCUUCAUAAGAUUUCAAAAUGCUUCAUAAAAUGAUAAAAAUUUUUGCAGCUUUAUUAUCCACCGUACGAAUAUGAUCCAAAUUAUCUUCCACAAGCUCCACAAUCCUCUUCCAACAAUCAAUUCUAA